AAUACGCGUGAAUUUGAAUUUUCAGAAGCAGCGGAUAAUUCGUAGAGGCGGAGGCGGUUUACGUAGAAUCGGCCGCGAGGCGGGGGGGCGGUCGAGGUGGUGGGGGCAGAGGGAGUACUGAUGUGGCCGAACAGCCUCGGCGGUACUUCCGGCUGCAGCGGGGGCGCCGGCGCCACCGAUCUCGGGGGCCUCGCCGCCUCCACCACCUCGGCCUCCGAUCUCUUCGGGCCCGCCGCGUUCGGGGCGUCCGCGGCCGGGCCCUACGGCGCCCUCAAGACCAACCCCUACGUCAGCGCCCUCGGCAUGCCGCCCAUCGAGGCCCUUCACUCGACCAUCGGAUAUCCAGGGUGUACUCCCGCCGGUGAGUCCUACUACUGUAAUCCAAGGAAGCAGCGAAGGGAACGAACGACGUUCACCCGGGCGCAAUUGGACGUUCUCGAGGGUCUGUUCUCGAAGACGAAAUACCCCGAUAUCUUUAUGCGGGAGGAAGUGGCGAUGAAGAUCAAUUUACCGGAGUCGAGAGUGCAGGUAUGGUUUAAAAAUCGCAGAGCCAAAUGCAGACAACAGCAAAAGCAACAACAGCAACAACAGGACAAAGCUCCAAGAUCUAAGAAGCCUUCGGGAAAUCCUAGCAAUAAUCCGCCCUCUGGAAAAAGUCCUUCAAUAGCUACCACACCCACGCCUGCAGCGGCUGUACCGGCUACGACACCUCUAAGCGGAGGUACGGGUGGUUCUGCUGCUAGUUCUCCGGCUCUCCUGAGGGAUUCUCCGCAAUACAAACCAGCAGGAAGUGCAACCAGUUUGCUCUUGGCUGCCAGUACAACCCCACCGAGUUUAGGAGGAACGGUGUAUAGUAGUGGUGGCAGUAGCAGUAGUAUUUGGAGUCCGGCUGUCACGGAGAGCGGUGGUGGAUUUCCUAGUGACCAUCAGAGGUUAGCAUGGACAACAACCACUUCCCAACAGCAAUGCUACCAAAAUUAUUCUUCUUAUUAUACCAACAUGGACUAUCUCUCCCCUGCCACGCAUCAAUUAAACGUUGUGGAUGGAGGAGGCAGUAGUUUGGAUAAUACAUGGAGUAAAACGAGGGACGAGAGCGCUUCAUCCUGGUUUUAUAACAGCGCCGGGUGGGGCGAUCGCAAGUGAAUAUCAAAGUCGCCAAUUGAUGGAGAUAUCAAGGCUACAUAUCAUCGACGAUAGUUAAGCGGACUUUGAAAAGUCGAUGGCAGAUUAUUACAAUGCGAAAUACGGCCAAAGACAGUCCUCUUAAUUUUAGACAUAUCGUUGUAUCGCUGGGUCUCGAUAAUUUUAUUCGUAUGACUCGAUGAAACGAGAGUGCCAUACCCAUUCUCUUCUCGAAACGAUUCGCGUAGUUAAAAUUUAUGAAAUCAAAAGUAAGAGAUUUGAUUGAAAUGGAUGGAACAAGUUAUCGCGGAGAAACGAGUUAUUCGUUUAAAAUUAGCUGUUUCUUAACCUAAUAAUUUUCUCCUUUAAUCAGAUUCAUCUUCUAAUUUUUACGUCUGUUACGAUUUACGUUACGCCUUCCCGUUCCCCUUUAUAUUAAAAUUACGUGCAAUUUCAUGAUAAUUUUGAAUCGAGAUACGAGAUAUUCCUUUCCUUUGGAUGAUUUGUAUCGUUUGUUAUUAUAUACGAGCCUAGUCAUCUCGUAAAGUAAAUAUCCAUGAAAAUAUUUUGAACGAAAGAUUAAAAUCGUAUU
Messenger RNA from Apis florea (little honeybee), 1714 nucleotides. RefSeq names its product homeotic protein ocelliless (gene otd2). NCBI's taxonomy places the organism in Eukaryota, Metazoa, Arthropoda, Insecta, Hymenoptera, Apidae. Gene Ontology annotation, molecular function: RNA polymerase II cis-regulatory region sequence-specific DNA binding; DNA-binding transcription factor activity, RNA polymerase II-specific. Gene Ontology annotation, cellular component: nucleus. Gene Ontology annotation, biological process: regulation of transcription by RNA polymerase II. The record is from RefSeq and is a predicted model, not a curated record.